Thelazia callipaeda (thelaziosis nematode) is the source of this 2178-nucleotide messenger RNA. Lineage: Eukaryota; Metazoa; Nematoda; Chromadorea; Rhabditida; Thelaziidae. The record is from the annotation of a GenBank genome assembly.
AUGGAAGCUGUUCGGAAGAGUUAUUCUGCUUUUCAGUCGUUCAUUGUGUCCGUAAUCGAAUGGCGCUCUGCUGCUACAGCUCCUUACUUCAUGUGGAGCGUCUUUUACUUGAAUAAAGAAACGCAGCUUCAGUUAUUGAUGUCACUGGCAGCAGGAGUUUUUGGCUGGGAUGUUUUACUUUCAUCAACCAACAAUCGAAGUAUUUUGUUUCAUGUUCUAACUUGGCCUAUACGAAGUCUUAUAAGAACUGUUAGUGUUGCUGCAGCUUUGUAUAGCGCUCUAAUGCUCCAUCAUGCCGAGCUGGAAAAAGCAUGCUGGACUGCCUAUGCAACAGUCGCACUAUUAAUCAUAAGUCCAGUGUGGCACUGUCAGCAAGUGCCACAAAAAAUUGGUAGAUGUUUAUAUUCGGCAUGGACAACAACAAAAUUUGUCAUCGAAAAAAGUAUCAUAGCUCCUUUUUGUUCUAUUUACGCAGUUCUUCAUUAUGUCGUAAUGUUGAAAUGGCUUACAGUCAUAUUGCGACAAAUAACUGCAAAAUGGAUAUUAAUAAAAGCUACUGUAAUAGGAACUUGGGAUCGGAUAUUUGCUAUGCUUCGUGUUAGUAAAAAUGCAGUGGUAAAUGGUAUUGCUUAUAGUAUUCUCAGUACUAAAACUUCCAUUUUACGUAUUAUUCACGGAAUAACUAGUGGUGUUCGUAGAUUUCUGAUCUCCAUCAAAUGCAGUUUUUUCUGGUCAUUUAUUUUCUGCAAGGAUAUUGCUGUUAAUUUUGCACUUUAUUUAAGAGACUGCAUUAUUUUCUUGGUGAAGUUUGUUAUAAAUGGAUUCAUAUAUUCUUUCACUACUGUAAAAAAUGCAAUAUUUUCCGUAGUAUUAGCAUUCAAAGCCAAAUUAUUUCGUUGCUUAAUGGCACUUAAAAAUGCUGUCACAUCUAUUAUUUUGAAAGUCAAAAUUAUUUUAUACCAGGGGAUCGUUAUUUCUAAAGAUUCAGUUUAUCGUGCUGUAAUUUCUAUCAGAAGAUUUAUUUGUGAUGGAAUCAUCAGAGUGCAAAAUUUAAUUUUAGAUUUUUAUUGUGCUGUCAUUGAAUGGGUAAAAUCGAGUAUUAUAGGUCCUGUUCUAAAAAUUUUCACUCAUAUUGUCCAAUUUCUAGAGUACUGGCUUUUUGCUUACUGGUGGCCUGGUUUUAAAUCAUGGCUUAUUUCGUACAUUGUGUAUCGACUACAACGACUAUUCAACUAUUUCUGCUACGCUUUUGUGUAUAUUGUUUGUUGCUACUGGAUAUCCCCAGCCAAUGCCUUUCUUGAUAAAUUCUUCAGACUGUUCUAUGUUUAUUUCCAGCGAUCGAUUCUGAUGCCAUCAAAAAUAUGGGCUAUGCAACAAGUAGACAAGGCUUUGAUUCUUCUAAAACGAAUGUUGCAUUGUUUGGCUGUAGCCGUACGUGAUAGUAUUAUUUGGCCCUUCUGUUUACUUACUAUUUUUUUGAUUAAGCAGGUCCUUAAACAACUUCAAAUAAUUGUUUUUCAACCGGUGACUGACAUAUUAUACAGAAAAUAUAAAAUUUGUGAGGAUUAUGUUUUGAUAUAUUUUUUGGGACCCGUUUGCCAAGUUUUUAUUGAUCACAUUCCUGAGAAAUCGCCAUUUUGUGAUGACACUGAUACAGAAUUAAUGGAUUUAUUGCCUCCUGGAUUUACUGAGGACGAAGAAUCUGAUAGAGAAGACAAGACUGUAAGCCGAUCAAAAGAAGAACGCGAUUUCGCCCGUGGUUUGAAGUUCCCUAAUGUUGAUGGAUCAGAUUCGAGUGAAGAUGAAUUUGCUUUAAAACCGAAGUUAAGGCAGAAAUAUAAAAAGAAAAAGCUGAAGGCUCAUCCAAAAGACCCAAUACCAACAAUUUCUAACGAAAAAUGCAAUUCAGCAAGAUGUGAAACGGAGAGUAUUAAACAGCUUAAGCAUUCUCUAUCAGGUAGUAGCCAUUCAGAUAGUUUAACCUCCUCAUCUGUACAGCUUAGUCUGGAUGACGCAGAUCUUAGAGAAUUGGAUCUGACAGAUUUUGAAUCUGGUGAUCAAGUGAAUAUGGGGCAUAUGAAGGACAAUAUCGGAAUAAUAUCGACAGAGGGUCGAAGGAAAACAAAAAAGAAGGAGCACAGUUCAGACACAUGUAAUGUGAUGGAAAAUAAACUUUGA